This is a messenger RNA of Engraulis encrasicolus (European anchovy), 4945 nucleotides long. RefSeq names its product transcription factor binding to IGHM enhancer 3b (gene tfe3b). Bases 537 to 2003 code for a protein of 488 amino acids. Lineage: Eukaryota; Metazoa; Chordata; Actinopteri; Clupeiformes; Engraulidae. Gene Ontology annotation, biological process: regulation of transcription by RNA polymerase II. The record is from RefSeq and is a predicted model, not a curated record. Gene Ontology annotation, cellular component: nucleus. Gene Ontology annotation, molecular function: protein dimerization activity; RNA polymerase II cis-regulatory region sequence-specific DNA binding; DNA-binding transcription factor activity, RNA polymerase II-specific. The transcript is spliced from 9 exons.
UAAACCUGUCCAUUCAAGCAACUUCACGGAGAACUGGCGAUAUGCCAGCAAAAUCAAGAAGAAGCGAUGUUACACCUACCAUCAGAACUACCCACGGAGCUGCAGUGAGCUGUGACACCCUACAUACACAAUGAACUGCUUUGACCGGUGACCCCUGAGCCCUCAUCUUGACAAGCAUUGCAAGUGGCCGUGCCACACAUCCAACCCUCUCCCUCUCCCCUGGAAGCACGUUGGAAGGAACAACACACAUCAAGUGACGAGGUUACAGGCCAUCGCUCAGCAGGUGGUUGUGUGGCACCAAGCGUGUGUGGAGUCAUCUGGAGUCGUCGUCACUCUCUCCUGGUGGCACGUAGUGUACGGACCAUCGCCCAGCAAGUGUCCGUGUGUGAACUUGGGAUUGGAUCUGAUCAGAUCGGAGCCGUCUGAAGCCCCUCUCUCUCCUGCCAGCUCAUAGUUUCCUGAAGUUGUGUGUGUGUGUGAGAGCGCCAGAGCCCUAGUGUCCGUGCGUGGACCUGAGAUCGGAGCGUAUCUGCACCAUGUCGUCGCGUGUCCUGCUGCGGCAGCAGCUGAUGAGGGAGCAGGCACAGGAGCAGGAGAGGCGAGAGGCCCAGCAGCAGGCCAGCGCCGCCCAGCUCCGGGCCUCUGACUCCUCCCCUGCUAUCUCUGUCACCAUGCCCACCUCCGCUGCUCGCCCCCCGCCCACACAGGUGCCCGUGGAGGUGCUCAAGGUGCAGACCCAUCUGGAGAAUCCAACAAAGUACCACAUCCAGCAGGCUCAGCGCCAGCAGGUCAAGCAGUACCUCUCCACUACGCUGGGCAACAAAGUAAUAGCCACCCAGGCCCUGGGGGUGUCCCCCGUGCCCCAGUCCACCUCUGCCCCUGAGAUGGGGGGGCCCUCGGCCAGCAGCGCCCCCAACAGCCCCAUGGCCCAGCUCAACCUGGGCUGCAACAAGGAGGAGAUGGAUGACGUCAUUGACGACAUCAUCAGCCUGGAGUCGAGUUUCAAUGAUGACAUUUUGUCAUUGAUAGACUCUGGACUGCAGCUUCCCAAUACGCUCCCAGGCAAUCUCCUAGAUGUCUACAGCAGCCCCGGCAUGGCCACUCCCACCAUCACCGUCAGCAACUCCUGUCCGGCAGACAUCAACGUCAAAAGGGAAAUGACAGAGAGUUUUUCUCCACUUUUUCCAGAUGUUGAAGCAAAGAUGUUCAUGAAAGAGAGGCAGAAGAAAGACAACCACAAUCUGAUUGAAAGGAGGAGAAGGUUCAACAUCAACGAUCGCAUCAAGGAGCUGGGCGGGCUCAUACCCAAGAACAGUGAUCCGCGUGACAGUGAGAUGCGCUGGAACAAAGGCACGAUCUUGAAGGCCUCAGUGGAGUACAUCAGGAAACUGCAGAAGGAGCAGCAGAGGGCCAAAGAGGUGGAGAUGAGGCAGAAGAAACUGGAGCUAUCCAACCAGGCACUACUCAUGCGCAUACAGGAGCUGGAGAUGCAGGCUCGCCUCCACGGCCUGGCCGGCGGUGCCCCGGGUGCCUCCGGUCCCCUGGGCCCUGACGCCUCCCUCCUGGCCCAGCAGCAGCAGCAGCAGCAGCAGCAGCAGGGGGCACACCAGGCCUCCUCCUCCUCCCUCACUCCCGCCGCAGCGCAGGACCUCCUCCACUCCCAGACGCUCCUCAGCCUUGACAUGGGCGCCAUGGCCUCGUCGUCCUUCCUCUCCCCGCCGCCCUCCGGCUCUCCGGUGGGCGUGACCAUCAGCAGCCCGCUGGACCUGGGCGCGCUGAGCUUCGCCGAGCUGGAGGACCCGACCGGCAACUCGCUGUACCCGGAUGUGGGGCUGGGCGACAUCCUGAUGGACGACGAUUGCGGAGGCUUGGCGGCGGUGGCGGCGGCGGCGGCUCAGGCCAGCGCUGCUGCUGCAGACUCGCUGUUUGCCGUAUCGCCCCCUGGUGGCGCCUCUAGGAACAGCAGCCGGAGGAGCAGCUUCAGCAUGGACGAGGACUUGUGACGACGGCGGACGUUUUUAAACGCAGUAGCUGACAGAGACAAUCAUCUGUGUGUGUGUGUCUGCUUGUGUGUCUGACCUGUGUGUGUGUGUGUGUGUGGGGGGGGCUGCGUGUGUGUAUGUGUGUGCGUCUCUGAGUGUAUUCCAAUAUGCGGACAUCCGUCCUCCCUUGCUCACUUGCCUGUUUGAUGAAGGAAAAUUAAUUUAAUGUCUUGCAAAAGCACAAUUCUAAUGUCAUUUCCUCAUUUGCAAUAGGUAUGGUGAAUUAAGAACAGUCCCCCAAAAAUUGUUGUGGCUAGGCUGACAGCGGGGGAAACUUUGUUGUGUUCUCCACAGAGGCAGGGCACAAGCACAAGUGGAGGAUGGAAGUUCGCAUAUUGUAAUGCAGCCUGUGUGUGUGGGUUGAUUGUGUGUGUGUGUGUGUGUGUGUGUGUGUGUGUGUGUGUGUGUGUGUGUGUGUGUGUGUGUGUGUGUGUGUGUGUGUGUGUGUGUGUGCGCGCGCGGGGAGAAUGUAUGUGCUGUGGUAUGUCCGGGGGUCAUCGCGUGCGUACAUCAUAUUUAAUAUUGAUUGCAUGUUUUUGGACACUUUGCUGAGAUGACGACUCCCACUAUCUCUCUGCGUCAUGUUAAUCUUCCUAAUAAUGUAGUUGCACUUAACAUCUGAUCAGCUUUAAUACGACGAGACAACAUACCUCACAGGCCACAUAGAACAGUGGUUUCAUGGUUUUUAAAACAAGCUCAGCAAUCAUUGGUAAAAUAGAGAUAAUGAUAUUUUUUAAAAAGAUAAUUAAUUAUUUGUGUCUUGUAAGUGGGGGGGUAAAUGACUAUGAUUUAGGGUUUUCAUGUGUUUUCGUUUAAGUAUUGAAAAUUUACAAGGGAAGGGAACCACCAGCCACGUUUAGCGAUUUAUAUAUUUUCAUAUAAAAAAGUAAAGAUGGGUUCUCUUAAAUAUUAUAGGGUGGGGUUGUAGGCUCACCAGAUUUUGGCAUCAGGGUGCAAUACAAAUAAUCUGUGUACUCAAUAUGAAAUGUUUUCUUAAAACCAAAGGGAUAUUAUUUUAGAUAUAAUAUAUUAAUAGGGGAAAUUAAUGUGUAUGUAUGUAUAUAUAUAUAUUGUUGGUGAUGUAAUUUUGAAUUAUUUUUUUUUUUGCUUGUUACAUGUAUUGCACCUUCCGUUUUUGCAUUUGUGUUCUGUGACAUCUGUCAGCUGUCUGUAGCACUUUAAGCUCAUUUGGGUCCCCCUCCAAACCAUUAACACUCUUAACCAUUUCUUAGCCACACCCAUUUUACAAUAAAUGUAGCUUUAUUUUUCAAACUCCAUUCUGUUCCAUCAGAGUGUUUUCCAGAGUGGACUGCGUGCAGUGUGAUAUUUAUCGUCUUUUUCUAUGCCACUCUUUUUCUAAAUCGCAAAAUGGGAAGUUGUUGGUCCGAUGUCUGUGGGCUACAUUUUGGUUCUAUAUAUGCAUACUAACAAUGCAGUGGUAAUAUAAACUGAGUGUUGCUUCUCUAUUUUGUAUCUAAACUGCCAGUUGUUUCUCUUCUUACUGUAAUUUAAUCAUAUGUUGUCAAUCUGUGGUCAACCACUAACAUUUAUAUACUACGUACAUAGUUUAAAAUAAUUGAUUUUGUACGCCAUUAUGACAUGGCGCCCUGUAGUUUAACUUAUUGAAACAAGAAUCAUGCGGGCAUCCCUUUUAUUUGAUAGUUUCGAGUCAGUUUUGUAUACGGUCCUAAUUCGCCCAUCACAUGCAAAACGGAUGCAGUAAAACUGUCUUUUGAUAUUGAUUUUCAAUGCAAGUUACCAAAUGUACACAACUAUUCAAAUGUGUUUUGUUUUAUUUUAUUUUUAAAAAUGUGUUAAAUACCAGCUAUUUGUAGGUGUUCCUGUGUAUUCCUGAUAUUGGAAUUGACAAGGGCUUCUCCUAGUAGGGACACAGUUGCUGAUCACCUCUGUGCACAUAGCCUGUAAACACUUUGCAGUCCGUUUGGCUGUUUUGUCUCAUUAGAGGAAGUCCUAAUGGUUUUUGUACUGUAAUGGAAGCAGUCCAGCCCUUGGACUUACUCCUAUUGGCCACAGGGCUACAACGGGGAAUGUCUGGUGCUUACAAAAUGCAUUUUUUCCCCCAAACAAACAAAAAAAAAUCUUUGUCUUCAUCUGCUGUGUUUAACAUAGUGGUGUGUGUAGCAUAACAACAAUUUUUACUCUGUGUUUAUAUGCAAUUAAAUGUGAAAUACCUAGGCUGGGUCCUCUAUUAUUAGAGAGCAAAGCAGUGUGAUCUGGGGGUUAAGAACAUGAGUAAGUGAUAAACCUGGCUAAGUUAACCCUGCAGGAAGUGGUAAACCUGCUAAUAGAUAUGCCCAGGGCUCUAAAUUAAGACUGGCCAAACCGAAAAUUCAGUUUGGCUAGUAGAAAAGAAAAACUCACCAACCACAUUGACCCAUUAGUGAGUGUGUUUGGCUAGUAAGAUGAAAAUCGACGAGCCAUUUGGUGAUGAAAAAAGUUAAUUUAGAGCCCUGGAUAGGCCACGUGUCAUUCAGUUAAGAAAAUGAGAAACCCCAGGCUCUUCUAUUCGAUGAUUAACACUACCUCAAGCUUAACCUAACCUGGUUUACAACUGAGCUAGGUUCUUGCAACACCCCCAUGGUGACCUGUUGAUCCCUGUUCUGUCAUCCAACUGUUUGAAUGUACUAUACCUGGUAAUACUAGGCACAUCAGAGAAGAGAGAUCUCGUUAUUAUGCAUUUUUGAAAGUAGGCUUACUUAAUGGACUGUCAGACAAUGUACAUGCUCAUUUUCUUUUCUUUUCUAAAGGGAAUGUUUUAGAUAGGUUGAUACAGUAGUCUCAUGAUGCAAUUUGUAGAGAAAGCAAUAUAUACAUUUUGUAACAAUGUUGUGUCCAUAAUCUUCAAAUUAACGAAAUGAAAUAAAUUUGAAGGGAAACGUGUA